GUAGAAUGCGGUAAUUGCGACCUUUCGUUACAAGAUCUGCAACGAUGUUGCUGGUGGCGGUGGUGAUCGCGGCCAUGUGCUGGGUUGCGGGCGUUAGAGCAGACUUUAAUCAGUGUCUGGGGCUGGAGAUGGCCACAAUGCUCACCAUCCCGUCGUGUAUGGAGCUCUUUAGCACAUGCCAGGUGGGAGUCAACAUGCUCAACCAGAAGUUGGGCGAUACUGCGUACAAGCCCGUUAGCCUCAUUUCCGCUAGCGAAUCCAAGACGUUACCGGAGGAUAGUACCAAGAUAGCUAUGCUGGUGCAGCUGGCGCCACUUACCGACUGUCUCUCGGCUUCAGCGACGGCAAAUGACGAUAGCUGCAAGUUCGAUAUGACCAAUGUGGAGUUCUAUAGCAUCCUGCUGAUGCACGAUUUUGGUGCCAGUUGGAAGCUGGAGGGCUACAAGCGUCACUCGCUGUCAGAUGAUGAGCGUGCGAAGAUUGUGGAGGAAUACAAUAGCGGACAGUUCUAUGGCAGCAAGCUUGCGAUUGGCAUUUUUGACGCGAACAAUCUUCCCCUAGUGUCUGAUUCGAAGGAGACAGAGCCUCGGAAACCCAUAGCAGUUGUAGCUGCUUCUGUUACUGCUCUGUUUUGCUUCGGUUUGGUGUUACACCAGCGCAGACGCCUUCAGAAUGGUUACGCACCGAUCCACCUCUCGAAACGAGGUCAUGUGCAAGGUAAAAAAUCUCCAACUGCCAAAGAUGUCCCUGAAGAGAGGUCCCUGCGCCCAGCUGAUGCUACGGGUACUGGAGGCCAAACCUUCAAGCAGGAAGCUAACGAACGCUUUGCGGUCUAAGUGUUCAUGGUGUAGGAUCGAACUCAGCUUUGUGGUUGUAAACAAAACAAAUGAAAUUAACCGGCUUCACUGUCAUGCCAGGUGAGUUUUUGC
Messenger RNA from Phytophthora nicotianae INRA-310, 929 nucleotides. RefSeq lists its product as hypothetical. The record is from RefSeq and is a predicted model, not a curated record. The transcript is spliced from 3 exons. NCBI's taxonomy places the organism in Eukaryota, Oomycota, Peronosporomycetes, Peronosporales, Peronosporaceae. The coding region runs from base 45 to 836 and encodes 263 amino acids.